Messenger RNA from Pectinophora gossypiella (pink bollworm), 5162 nucleotides. RefSeq lists its product as uncharacterized. Lineage: Eukaryota; Metazoa; Arthropoda; Insecta; Lepidoptera; Gelechiidae. Bases 85 to 987 code for a protein of 300 amino acids. The transcript is spliced from 2 exons. The record is from RefSeq and is a predicted model, not a curated record. Gene Ontology annotation, biological process: DNA integration. Gene Ontology annotation, molecular function: nucleic acid binding.
ACACGUAUUUACAACUCUGUGUCGACUCAGGAAAAUGUUUCUUCCGCGCAAACUGAAACACUGCUUGCCAAAAAACAAAAGCUAAUGCAAGCAUUUUCAGAAUAUGAAACUUCAAACAUAAAAAUGUUGUCGUUAGAUAAAAAUGCCAACCUCGAAAGCGACAUAACAGAGGUCGAAAAUAAGUACUAUAGCAUUCUCACUAUAAUAAACAAUGAGAUUAGUCGUCGUGAGCGCGAUUCCAACCAGCAAGCUUCGUCCCCAUCAUGUAAAUUAAAAUUACCAGCAAUUGAUGUGCCUGUUUUCAGUGGAAAGUUUACGGAUUACACGCCUUUCAUCAACUUAUUUAAUUCAUUGAUUGAUAGUAACAAAUCUAUUGAUUUUGUUCAAAAGCUAUACUAUUUACGAUCUUAUUUGAAAGAUGAGGCGCUAGACCUAAUAAAAAACUUACCACUGACGGCAGAUAGUUACAAUAAGGCCAUUACUCUAUUGGACAAUAGGUAUAACAAUAAGUUUAGAAUUGUAAACGAACAUAUUACCACCAUCCUUGAUAUGAAACCUGUAACAAAAUCAACAGCAAGCAAUCUUAGGGAAUUUGUUGCUACAGUUAGACAGGAACUUGCUGCAUUAUCCAACUUAGAGCCAAAUACGCAAUAUUGGGAUGCUAUAUUGUUGUGUGUUCUAUCCCGCAAACUAGAUUUGUUCACGAGCCGAGCGUACCAGCUUGAGAGGGACACCCAGCAAGAUCCAACAAUGGACGACUUCCUUGCCUUCCUGACCAAGAGGGCCCUGGCGAUGGAGAAUGCUGAACCAGGUAUCGGCCAGCAGCGGCUGCAGCAGCCCAGAGAUCCAAGGGAGCAGUAUCGAGGUCCAGCAGGCAGAGCAGUAGUUACCAAUGCUACGGCUCAACCACCAGCUUGUCUAUACUGUCCUGCUGCCGACGUCGGAGUCGCCGGAGCCUCCGAGCUUCCAGUUGGCGCCACCGCGUGAGCGUCCGCAGCAUGCAUCCUCUGCCACCGUCCAUCAGCUACGUCUAAUCAACACACACCUGGGCUACAUAGUUGGAGGCAAUUUACCCCAGCUACCUUCGUCUAAUUCUGCUGGUAAAGUUAGUUUACAAUGUUUACAGUGCAACGACGAAAUCUCUAGUAACUUAAAUAAGUUAUGGAAAACUGAAAGUGUUCCUGAAACUUUUAUUGAAACAUCUUCAGAGCAUGAGCUCUGCGAAUCUAUAUUUAAAGACACUGUACAGUUGAAAGAGAAUCGUUUUGUAGUUGCACUGCCACUUAAACUGCCUCUAGAAGAAAUUAAUGACGCUUUAGGGGACUCUUUCCAUUUUGCAUACAAGCGGUUUCUCAAUUUGGAAAAGAAGUUACAUAAAAACCCAGAUCUUUUCUCUGAAUAUCAAAAAUUCAUACAUGAAUACUUGAAUCUUAAUCAUGGCCACUAUGUUGAUAUAGAAACGAUGCAAUUAAAUAAGGAAGCAACAUAUUUUUUGCCGCACCACGCAGUACUUAAACCUGAUAGCAAAACUACUAAGCUGCGCACAGUCUUUGAUGGGUCUAUGAAGACUAGUUUGAAAGUCUCGCUCAACGAUUUACUUUUAAAUGGGCCGACAGUUCAAAGGGAUCUUUUUGAUAUUUUACUCUCCUUUCGAUUUGGUACUUUCACCUUCACUACCGACAUAAAACAAAUGUUUCGAAAUGUGAAUCUAGUCUCUGACCAUACUUCAUUACAGAACAUCCUAUGGCGCGACCACCCAGACGAGACCAUCAAGUGCAUAAGACUGACCACUGUGACUUACGGCCUGAAGAGUUCGAGUUAUCUCGCGACACGAUGUCUCAAGGAGCUCGCAUCGCGACAUGAAUGCGACCUGCCACUGGCAUCAUUCAUAAUCAGUAACUCCACUUACGUAGAUGACGUACUAUACUCACACAAUGACUUAAACACCAUUCUAGAAGCCAAGUCACAACUCCGUCAGCUAUUACAGCUCGGCAGCUUCCAGACCCAUAAGUGGUCAUCCAAUGACAGUAGAGUGAUCGAUGACAUUCCUAUGACUGAACAACACUUUGACGACCUUGACCUCGAACAAGACGACUGUAGUUUGAAGGCGUUAGGUUUGCAAUUAGUCGUCAAAAAUGACCAAUUCAAAAUUACUUGUCCAGAGCCCUUUCAUAGUGAUAAGAUCACUAAAAGAGAUAUCUUGUCCUACAUAGGAAAGUUUUACGACCCACUAGGUUUUGUUAGUCCUGUUGUGGUACAGGCCAAAGCUAUCAUGCAGAAAUUAUGGUCUUCCAAGACAGACUGGGAUUCCACGCCUGAUGACGACAUUAGGAAAGAAUGGCUCGAGUUUUCUUCCAGUCUUGCCGAGAUGAAACCAAUUUUUAUUAACAGAAACAUCUCUGUAUCAGAUGACGACAUUGUGGAACUUAUAGGUUUUUCAGAUGCUUCCAGCACGACGGCGUAUGGCUGCUGUGUCUACUUACGUGUUACCCAUCCAUCAGGCGACGUAGAUGUACGUUUACUUUGCUCCAAGUCUCGUAUCAAUCCCCUGCAGAACAAGGGUAUGACAGUCCCGCGUUUAGAGCUGAAUGCCGCGCUGCUUCUCUCCAUGCUUAUUUCCAAGGUGCGGGCUACGCUGAAUUUAAAAAUCAAAAUAAGCAAUGUUUACUUAUUUACAGACUCGCAAAUCGUACUCGCAUGGUUACACACGCAACCCAUAAAGCUCACGGCUUACGUCGCGAAUCGUGUGAAGGCUAUUACUAACAAUACAGCUGAUUGUCGUUGGCUUUACGUCAACACGAAAGACAACCCGGCUGACUACAUAAGCAGAGGAGUACGUCCACAAGAACUUGCUGACUGCGCUAUGUGGUGGUGUGGGCCGGCUAUGUUGCAUGAUCCUGGUUUUUGUUUUGAUGUCGGUUUCAGCUUACCUUUAGACAUUCCAGAGACGAAAGUUGGUCCAGCAUUCUCCAUCGGUCAGGCAGUCUCUACAGGGGUCGUUACUAAUACUGUUUUUCAACAGCUUCACAAACAUUCUAGUAUUUCUAAAAUGGUUCGUAUAAUGGCUUACGUUAUGAGAUUUAUUAAUAAUUUAAAAUCUCACAAAGUCACACGCAAGUUCCUUUCUAGCACAGAAUUAAAUUCUGCUCUAAUGUUGCUUGUCAGACAUGAACAAGAAGUUCAUUUCAGUGAGGAAAUGUCAUGUAUUAAUAAUAAUAAACCUGUUAAAGGUCCCUUGCACAGCUUACAUCCAUUCAUUGAUAACAUGGGCAUUUUGCGCGUAGGUGGUAGGCUACAUCAUUCUAAUAUACCAUACCUGCAAAAACAUCAGGCUAUUCUACCUAAAAAUUCGCAUGUUACCAAGUGCAUUGUUAUAAGUGAGCAUGAAAGGCUGCUCCAUGCAGGGCCUAAACUUUUAUUGACUAAUUUAAACCAAAAAUUUUGGAUAACAAAUGGCUUAAUGUUUGUAAAAAGUAUAACGCAUAAAUGCAUUGUAUGUUUCAGACAAAAGGCUACAGCUUCGAAGCAGUUGAUGGGCUCCCUGCCGGCCGGAAGGGUAACUGCUACAAGUCGCCCUUUCGAGAAGGUUGGAGUAGAUUUCGCUGGGCCUAUAGAUGUCAAACUUUCACGUGUGAGACGGUCGGUCACGGGCAAGGGGUAUAUUUGUGUUUACGUUUGUUUCGCCACUAAGGCAGUUCAUUUAGAGCUAGCGUCCGACCUCACAACUGAUACCUACCUAGCAUGUCUAAGACGAUUCGUUUCUAGAAGGGGACUGCCCAGUGAAAUAUACUCCGACAACGCCAGCACCUUCAAGGGGGCACAGAGCCAGUUAACUGAACUGUAUGCCUUGCAGUCCUCUCGGGACCACCAAGGGAAAGUGCAUGAUUAUUCAGCUCAACAUGGAAUCGAUUUUCAUUUUAUUCCUAGCUACUCACCUACCUUUGGUGGCCUCUGGGAGGCUGCCGUUAAAAGUACAAAGUACCACCUUAAGAGAGUAGUACAAGGUCAUUUAUUAACAUAUGAACAGAUCAAUACUAUUCUAGUAGAAAUUGAAUGUAUCUUAAAUUCGAGGCCUCUUGUCCCUUUAUCCAGUAGCGAUGUUAACGAUUACAGUUAUCUUACUCCUGGCCACUUUAUAAUUGGUAAUGCAUUAACUAUGUACCCAGAAAAGGAUGUAUCGAAUGUACCUCAAAAUAGAUUAAAAUUUUGGCAACUAUGUACUCAUGUAAAACAAUCUUUUUGGAAAAUGUGGCACAAGGAUUACCUUAAUCUCUUGCAAAAUAGACCUAAGUGGUUAGAUAUUUCUCCUAAUAUAAAAUUAGGGUCUCUUGUUAUUUUGAAGGAGGAUAAUGUUCCCACCAUGGAGUGGAAAAUGGCUAGAGUUGUAAAACUUGUACCUGGUCAUGACGGCCACGUGCGCGCUGUAGAAGUCAAGACUUCCAAUGGUCAUACUCAUGUGCGCUCCAUUGUGAAAGUGUGUGUCUUGCCCAUAGAUGACUAAUAGUGUUAUAAGAUUACUUACAGUUUACAGAUUUACAAUUUACUUUAUUUACCUUUUGUACUAGGGGCAAUACAUAUACUCUAUGUGUACUCUUUAUUUGGUUUGAUAAGCCAAGAUUUUAUGUGUAUUUCUUUUCGUUGUGUAAAAUGUAUACUUACCAAAACUUAAUUAUAAGUAAAACUCUUUUAUUUGAUGUUUAAGCUUUAUAUAAACCACAUACUUACGAACUUAAUUUUAAGGUGUGUUCCAAUUUAUAAUUAUUGAUUUAAAAUAAGGCUUAACUUCGUUAUUGCUUGUAACUUAUUUUUAUGCAUACAUUAGUACUUGUGUGUUUCCCUUUAGCACAUAAUUUGUAGCCUUACGCAUGUUAGGUAACUUAGGUUUUAACUUAAAUGUUUUUUUAUGACUUAGAAGUGUAUUUGUGAUAGGUCAAAUUUAGAUAUUUUCAACCUAAGUUCUUUGUGAUAGACUUAGCUAUAUCUUAAUGGCACUUAGUUCUUUUGUGAGGCCGCAACAUGUUGGCAACACCAACACAAUUUAAAAAAUAAAAAAUAUAGUUUGUUAGUCUGACGUCACUUCCUGUUACAUUUCGUCCAUCAUCGUUGUAAGCUCCAUUUGUUGCUCGCAUAAUUUACGCGAAAUAAAAGUGUUUAUUCAAGUC